GUAUCAGUUCACCUCUGCUGUAUUAAACUCUGUGGCGCAGACAAAAAGGGCGAAACAUCGACAAGAACACAAACCUGCGGCGCUAGACCUCGCUCGUUCCCUUCCUUCUCUACCGAACCGGGAAGUGGUCUGGCCGAUCUUAAGCGCGCUGAUUGGUUGAGGAGACAGCAAAUCAAGCACGGAGAGUCACGAUUGGCUGGAGCAUAUGUCAAUCUUAUGGGCGGAGGCGUUUUCAUUCCUCUUUUCCGGUUAUAGUUAGUUCGCGUAAAUUACCGUGGAUAUUCAAGUUGUUCUUGUUUACAGGGUUUCGUCUACAAGACCAUUGUUCAUGUGGGUUUCUGAAAGCUUGUAGACGUUUCACAGUUUGAUGCCAAGGAGCUGUAAUAGGUUGAUAAAGCUUAGGUGGUCGCAAACGGACAUAAUGCUAAGCUGCUGUUGCAUGAGCAUAAAGCUAAGUUAGGUCCGUCAACUUUGGCGCCUGGGCAGCUUCCCACAACACUGGAUGCCUCCAUGGUCGUCAGUAUCCAGACGUGACCCUCUGCAGUGACACAGGGCUUAGCCAUGCUGAUAUGACGACAACAAAAUUAUAGAAUUUAAUUCUCCUGUGGACUCUAUCAAGCUGUCAAGUGGUUUCAGAGAUUGAGAGAGAAGAUGAACCCUUAACAUAGAAACCCCACCUAAAUCCUCCAGAGAUUAGAACGUUGCUGUGCAUUGAAUACAAUUAUCUUUUAGACACUUCAAUAUACUGAACAGUGUUCCAAGUUUACAUUGAAGUUACAAAUGGGCACAAGGACUAAAACAUUUAUCAGUUAUUUUAUUAUUCCAAGUGAAGACAUAAAUGCAAUUUAUCAAAAUUAACCAAAGUCAGUAAUCAACUUUUUGGCUACAUCUUCAAAAUAACUACUGACAAGUACAGUUCCCUAGAAAUAGCAAGAAAGUGCCCUAAGGCGAAUCCAUACAGAGAAAGAAGAUGGCCCCUGAGAUCCAGACCAUGGUACGUACAACCCAAGCCUGGCUGAAGGCCUCCCGGCAGGUCCAGGUGCCCUUUGCGUGGCUGGAGGCCUGCGUGGAGUGGCUACAGGAAGAGGCCGGAGGCGCUGGACGUUUGUCACAGCAGCAAAUUAACCAACAGGCGCUGGAUCAGUGGCUGAUGACGGACCUGAGGGACCUGGAUUACCCUGCUCUCCCUGAAGGACUCGCUGGGGCCCAGAAGACCGAACUCAGUGGCACCUUCUGUGUCCAGGUGGAUUCAUUGCUGGACGUCAGUCAGCCUGCAUACGUUCAGCUGCAGAAGUUGCGGGGCACGGACUGUGUCAACGAUGAGGUGUCUGCCGUCACACAGACCACACAGAGGUCCUGGGAAGCCAGACCGACCCGGAUGCUAGUACUGCAGGUGACAGAUGGAGUCCAGAGCUUAGAGGCUAUGGAGUAUCAGCCAAUCCCCGCAUUCAGCGCUACACUCAGGCCUGGUGCAAAGCUGCAGUUGCAGGGACGGAUAGUGUGCAGACUGGGGAUGCUGCUGCUGGGGCCGUCCAACGUCAAAGUCCUGGGAGGGGAGGUGGAGGACUUAGUGGACAGGAAUAAGCAGGGCCGGGUGCUGUGUCGGACACUGGGUCUUCCUGAAGAGCAGCAGCAGCAGCAGCCGCAGCAAGAAGAGGCUCCACCAGCACCACAACAAGUUGACGACGGAAUGGAAGACCUGGAGCUGGACGACGCAGCGUUGUUGGCCAGUCUCGAGGACCAGGAGGAGGUGCCGAGGAUUCAGGUCGGGUCUGAUAGUGGCUACGGGACACACAGUGAGCCCUCCACUCAGUUCUCCAGAAGCUCCUUUGGCGGGAGCUUUGGCUCCGCAGCCUCAUCCAGAAGUGAAGCCUCCAUCCCUUCUUACAGAGGUGGUUUGACCCAGAGUAGCAGAGGUGGUCCAGUCCAAGGUCAGCUCCUCGAACAAGAGGCUCCAGACCUCUUACCCUCCGACCAUGAGAAUCAACCAGAGGUCCGAGCUCGCAGCAUCGCAGAAGAAGACUUUCCAGACGAAGACUUUGACGAUCUUCCCCUGGAUGAGUUGGACAGUGUCCUCUUUCAGGAAACUACUAUUGUUAGUGCACAGUCUGACAUCAGUCACAGAAACACACUGCAGAAUAAGAGCAGAACAACAGGAAAUCCACAGAGUUUGGACAGUACCACAAAACCCCAAACUGCACGGACUGAGCAGCGCACACCAAACCGCUUGGGGUCCCAGUUUGGUUCUGACAAAUAUAGAUCCAUCACACAGAAAAGAGACUAUGAAAGCUGCAAUAAAGGAGAGUUUGUUAGGAAUGAUGUGAAUAAUGUUAUUGGUGAGGACAUGGACUGCUCUCUUUUAGAAGACGAAAUCUAUGAAGUUCAACCAGGGAGGACUGGAGGGCAAAAUCCGCUCCCUGACCAACAAGGACUUGGAAGAGAGAGGGACUCUGAAAGAAAAUCGGCUCAAAAAGAUCCACCGAGUGACGGCACAGUCUCUGCUCUCACUCUCACCUCGCCACCUUUCACCUACUUGUGCCUGCUAGAAGACCUGAAGACCACAGCACACCCCCACACCACAGAGAUCCGCGUCAAAGCUUUCAUCGUGACCCUCUCGGGGAAAUUGAGCAGCAGCAACGGCGGUUGGAGCAUCUGCGCCUCGAUAUCUGACGGGACCGAUUACCUGGACGUGGAGCUGUCCGAUAAGGUUUUAACCGGCCUGCUGGGUUUCUCCGUUGCGGAGAAGGCGUCUCUGAAGCGCGACCCGGCGCGAAGGGGCGAGCUCGACGCGGGGAUGAAGAGAUGUCAGGAGGGGCUGGUGGACAUGUGCUGUGUUAUGACAAUAGUGGUUCAACCAGAGGGAAGGAAAGCUGUGGUAACUAAGGCAGAGCAGGUCAGUGAGAAGGUACAGCAGGAGCUGGAGCAGCGGGCGAGAGGCGGGAGGAAAGUUAAUGGAAAUUAGAUAGAAAGUUAAAUGUUCCUGAUUAGAGAUGAAGGAUAUCCUCAGCACAUUUUUACUGCCUGAAAAAUGUCCCCUCAGAAAUGAAACUGAGGUAUUUUUUGGGAUUGGUGAUCUAUCUGCCCUUCUGCUUCAGAUUUAGAGAGCAGAAUGUGUGAACUGGAUGUCUGGUGAUCACCGAGCGGUGUGUCGCAAUGCCUCCCAUCUGCUAUAUGUGAAUGUGACAUUCUGUCAUUAGAGGAUUUCAUUCAUCUAUUCAAAGAGCUAUUCCCUGCUCAACUUGCCAGUCAUUGCCAGGCAAAGUAAACAGACUAAAGAUGGAACAUUUUAUCUAUAGGAUACAUGUCAAUGAUGGGUUGUUCGCAUAUUAAUUCCAGUGUUGAGCGUCCCAGAAUGUAUGUGACAUUUAUAACUAUGCAAAGAUAAGAGUGAAACAUUUGAAAUGAGGAAUGAAAAAAAAAAUCAUCCUCUGAUUGUUGUAAUUCAUUUCCAGCCGUUGCAUUCGUUCAGCACAUCCAUUCUGGCUGGAAAACUGAUCAAAUAUCCAAGGGCAGCGUGGGUCUUUAAUAAACUCUCCCAGGGGAGAAUGAGAGGAAAUUAAGGUAAAGGGGAGGCCAUGGUCUUCGAUGAUUUCUCCUCAUUAUUGAGCCUCAUUUAUGUUAUUGUCUUUCAUGAGCACAUUUACCACAGAUGUGACGUCUAUGCCUAUAUUUACUGUAUAUUGAAAUAAAAUUGUUCUGGAGGUUUUA
Molecule: messenger RNA, 3708 nt
Organism: Pleuronectes platessa (European plaice)
Lineage: Eukaryota; Metazoa; Chordata; Actinopteri; Pleuronectiformes; Pleuronectidae
Gene: rmi1
Product: RMI1, RecQ mediated genome instability 1, homolog (S. cerevisiae)
Exons: 9
Coding region: 971-2962 (663 amino acids)
Biological process (GO): resolution of meiotic recombination intermediates; double-strand break repair via homologous recombination
Cellular component (GO): nuclear body; RecQ family helicase-topoisomerase III complex
Molecular function (GO): nucleotide binding
Source: RefSeq, a predicted model, not a curated record